Messenger RNA from Castor canadensis (American beaver), 734 nucleotides. Lineage: Eukaryota; Metazoa; Chordata; Mammalia; Rodentia; Castoridae. The record is from RefSeq and is a predicted model, not a curated record.
AUAUCUUCUUUCAAUACAUGAAGAUGAAAAUACAGAAGAAAGAGAAGCAGUUGUCAAAUUUAAAAGUUUUGACUCACUCCCCAAUGUCUGAUGUCUCUGUCAAUUUCGACUAUAAAUCCCCAUCACCAUUUGACUGCAGCACUGAUCAGGAAGAGAAAAUUGAAGAUGUUGCCAGUCACUGUCUGCCCCAGAAGGACUUGUAUGCUGCUGAAGAGGAAGCCGAUACCCUUUUUCCUAGGAAAAUGACAUCCCAUAAUGGAGUGGAGGACAGAGGAGGUGGAGGUCUUGGAGUAAAGAAGAAACGGAAGAAAAAGGAGACAGGAGAGCAGGAGGGUACAGCAAAGGGAAGCAAGGACAGGGAGCCCAAGCCAAAGAGGAAGCGAGAACCUAAAGAGCCAAAGGAACCCAGGAAGGCCAAGGAACCGAAAAAGGACAAGGAGACUAAGGAGUCGAAGCAGAAGGAUGGUGCUAAGAAGGCACGGAAGCCCCGAGAGGCCUCAGGUACCAAGGAGGCCAAAGAGAAGAAGAGUUGUGCUGACUCUGCAACCAGGACAAAAUCCAAGAAGGCUAGGUGUGUACUUUCCUCCCUACCCCAAGCCCUUGCCUCUGCCUCUGUGGAAGCAUUUGCCUUUGGUAUUAGCUCAAGCCCCUGGGAAAAUUUACUACAGUCUAGUUGGGGCCUAAGCUUCAUACCUUGCUUAUGUAAAAUGGGGCAGUGGAGGAGGUGGUUAUGC